Oncorhynchus kisutch (coho salmon) is the source of this 4770-nucleotide messenger RNA. RefSeq names its product glycerol-3-phosphate acyltransferase 4. The transcript is spliced from 13 exons. Bases 523 to 1902 code for a protein of 459 amino acids. Gene Ontology annotation, cellular component: endoplasmic reticulum. Gene Ontology annotation, biological process: triglyceride biosynthetic process. Gene Ontology annotation, molecular function: glycerol-3-phosphate O-acyltransferase activity. The record is from RefSeq and is a predicted model, not a curated record. NCBI's taxonomy places the organism in Eukaryota, Metazoa, Chordata, Actinopteri, Salmoniformes, Salmonidae.
CUGAUGCGCACCAUCAUCGUUCCAUCACCUUACGUCUAUGCCGCUGUCCGUUGGCCACGGUUGGAGACAACAAUGUUAGGAACAUGUGAUACUCAACUAAACAGUUGCAACUUUUGAAUUCUUUCAACGCACAAUAUUCUCAAACCCUUUCAGGGUCCAUAAAGACAUGUUUGGUAGUAGUGGAGUUAAGUUAAACCCAAAUUCAUUGUAGACCAAUGCCCCACAAUAAGUUUGAAUGAUAAGAAGCUACAGAAAACAACUUAACUGAUAGACUGGAAGCACCAGUUGCUAUAACAUAUCUAUAAAGCUGGGAGACAGCAGCAAGAUGCUGUCCUCUACAGACAUUGAUUCACUGACCAGUGUGAGGAGGAGUCUGGUCCCUCAGAUGUCUUAAUGAAGGCACUGCUCUGACGGAGACUGAGUCCUAAAAGGCGGACAAGUGCGACACUGUCUCCUCCUGCUUUUGGGUAGCCUUUAUAUUCUGUGUAGUAGGAUCUCCCCAUUGCCCCCUAAAGCCUCAAGAUGGGCCCAUUCUUAGACUUCAACCCUUUUGAUAACCUGCUGUGCAUUCUCUUGGGCAUCUCCUUCACUGUGUGGUUCACCCUACUGCUCGUCUUCAUCAUCGUGCCUGCCAUCUUUGGAGUGUCCUUUGGCAUUCGCCGGCUCUACAUGAAAACCUUACUGAAGAUCUUUGAGUGGGCCACGCAUAGAAUUGAAAGAGGAGCCAAGGAUAACAACCAUCUCUUGUACAAGCCCUACUCGAAUGCCAUCAUUGCCAAGGAGCCCACCUCCCUGGAGGAGGAGAUUAAUGAGAUCCGGCGCCGUGGCAGUAACCGGGACCUGGACUCCGCUUCUGAGUUUGAGAUGUCUGACAUCUUCUACUUCUGCCGGCGAGGAGUGGAGAGCAUCAUGGACGACGAGGUGACCAAGAGGUUUUCUGCUGAGGAGCUGGAGUCAUGGAACCUGCUGACCCGUAGCAACUAUAACUUCCAGCACAUCAGCCUGAGGCUGACGGUCCUGUGGGGGCUGGGGGUGGUGAUCCGCUACGGCUUCCUGCUGCCUCUCAGGGUAACUCUUGCCUUCACCGGGGUGGGUCUUCUCGUCGUUCUCACCUCCAUCAUCGGGUUUCUUCCAAAUGGGAGGAUGAAGAACUUCCUCAGUGAGCAGGUGCAUCUGAUGUGUUACCGUAUCUGUGUUAGAGCGCUCACUGCCAUCAUCACCUACCACGACAGUGAAAACAAGCCCAAGAAUGGAGGGAUCUGUGUGGCCAACCACACCUCACCCAUCGACGUCAUCAUCUUGGCCAGUGAUGGCUGCUAUGCAAUGGUUGGGCAAAUCCAUGGUGGUUUGAUGGGCGUAAUCCAGAAGUCUAUGGUGAAAGCAUGUCCACACAUUUGGUUUGAACGCUCUGAAGUCAAAGACCGACAUCUUGUGGCCAAAAGAUUGAGUGAUCAUGUAGAAGACACAACUAAACUUCCUAUUCUCAUUUUCCCCGAAGGCACCUGCAUCAACAACACUUCAGUAAUGAUGUUUAAAAAAGGCAGCUUUGAGAUUGGCUCCACAGUCUACCCUGUGGCCAUCAAGUACGACCCCCGCUUUGGAGAUGCCUUCUGGAACAGCAGCCAGUUUGGGAUGGUCAACUACCUGCUGAGGAUGAUGAGCAGCUGGGCCAUUGUGUGCAGUGUGUGGUACCUGCCACCCAUGACCAGAGAGGAAGGAGAGGAUGCAGUCCAGUUUGCCAGUCGGGUCAAAGCAGCUAUCGCCAGGCAAGGAGGGCUGGUGGACUUGCUAUGGGAUGGCGGUUUAAAGCGAGGGAAAGUAAAAGAUACAUUCAAAGAGGAGCAACAAAAGUUAUACAGCAAAAUGCUAGUGGGAACCCAAGAGGACCGCAGUCGUUCUUGAAGUGAAACGUACAGAGUAUGAGAUGAUCAGAGACCCACUUGUGGACAACAGAGUGGACAGUCUUCUGCAUCCUUAAGGAUUUUUUUGACCUGGAAUACUCCAACCCUCAUGUCAGGAAUUCUUCACUUGGCUUCCUCGGUCAGUGCCUCAGCUUGGCAUAUUAAGUUCUUAUUGCUGUUACAGCCCAUUCUGGUCACUGUCCUCUGAUUCUAAUGAUUUGACAAUGGACUGGCCACUACUGCACCAGCCUGUCAUGAUGCUGUGCACUAAGAGUUCUCUCACCAUCAGGGAAGAUAACACACUCUAUUUUGAGUGACUAAUAUAUUUAUGACCUUCGUUGAGUUAAUGUAUAUGUUUUGUUUUUAUCCGGUCUCUCUGUUUAUUGUUAAUAGUAUUAUGACAGUUAUCAUAAUUGUUCUUUAAGUUACAAGUGAUCUGCCAGGGGACGUAGCAGUGCAGCAUAGAGAAUUAUUGGAGAGAUUGUACUGAAGGGGAAAUCUGUGACCAUGUUGUUCCCAACAGACUGAGAUGGCAAGGUACCACGUGAAUGUUUCUAAUACUUUUUUAAUUUGUUUUUUUUCAACGAAAACCUUUUUUAUUUUAAGCAUUGUAUUCACGUGUAAAAUAUAGGAGUUAUGUUAAAGUGGAGCUUGGGUUUUGUGUUUUGUUUCUGUUCUUGUGUCCAUGGAAUGUGGAAGACUGUUCACAUUAUGAUGUGGAGAAUAUACAUUCUCAGUGACUGAGGGUUGUUGAAGUGUAGUAGAUACCCCACCUUCGUCUCAUCUAAACUAGCCUAUGUAAUCUAAACACUCACAUCUGCCUCCCAUCCUAAUUGACCAUGAAGCUUAUUUCUGAGCUGUCUGCCACCUCACGAUAGAUGUGGUUUAAGCAGCAUUCGGUGCUUUUACUUACUUACAGUGGCUUGCAAAAGUAUUCACCCCCUUGGCAUUUUUCCUAUUUUUGAAUUUCCAAACUGGAAUUGAAAAAAGGGGGGGGGUUGUUUCAUUUCAUUUACCCAGCAUGCCUUCCCCUUUGAAGAUGCAUAUUUUUGUGUGAAACAAAUAAAAACUGAGAACUUGGGCAUGCAUUCACCCCCCCCCCCCCCCCCCCCCCCCCCCCCCAAAGUCAAUUAUUUGUAGAGCCACCUUUUGCCGCAAUUACAGCUGCAGGUCUCUUGGGGUAUGUAUCUAUAAGCUUGCCACAUCUAGCCACUGGGAUUUUUGCCCAUUCUUCAAGGCAAAACUGCUCCAGCUCCUUCAAGUUGGAUGGGUUCCACUGGUGUACAGCAAUCUUUAAGUCAUGCCACAAAUUCUCAAUUGGAUUGAGGUCUGGGCUUUGACUAAGCCAUUCCAAGACAUUUAAAUGUUCCCCUUAAACCACUCAAGUGUUUCUUUUAACAGUAUGCUUCGGGUCAUUGUCCUGCUGGAAGGUGAACCGCCGUCCCAGUCUCAAAUCUCUGGAAGACAAACGGGUUUCCCUCAAGAAUUUCCCUGUAUUUAGCGCCAUCCAUUCCUUCAAUUCUGACCAGUUUCCCAGUCCCUGCCAAUGGAAAAACACCACAGCAUGAUGCUGCCACCACCAUGCUUCACUGCGGGGAUGGUGUUCUCGGGGUGAUGAGAGGUGUUGGGUUUGCGCCAGACAGUGCUUUCCUUGAUGGCCGAAAAGCUCAAUUUUAGUCUCAUCUAACUAGAGUACCUUCUUCCAUAUGUUUGGGGAGUCUCCCACAUGCCUUUUGGACAACAAACGUGUUUGCUUAUUUUUUUAUUUCAGCAAUGGCGUUUUUCUGUCCACUCUUCCGUAAAGCCCAGCUCUGUGGAGUAUACAGCUUAAAGUAGUCCUAUGGAUAGAUACUCCAAUCGCCGCUGUGGAGCUUUGCAGCUCCUUCAGGGUCAUCUUUGGUCUCUUUGUUGACUCUCUAAUUAAUGCCCUGCUUGCCUGGUCUGUGAAAUUUGGUGGGUGGCCCUCUCUUGGCAGGUUUGUUGUGGUGCCACAUUUUUUAUUGGUCCCCCGUGGGGAUGUUCAAAGUUUCAGAUAUUUUUCAUAACCCAACCCUGAUCUGUACAUCUCCACAACUUUGUCCUUGACCUGUUUGGAGAGCUCAUUGGUCUUCAUAUUGCCCCUUGCUUGGUGGUGCCCCUUAGUGGUGUUGCAGACUCGCCUUUCAGAAAAUGUGUGUGUAUAUAUACUGAGAUCAUGUGACACUUAGAUUGCACACUAUUUAACCAAUUAUCUAACUUCUGAAGGUAAUUGGUUGCACCAGAUCUUAUUUAGGGGCUUCAUAGCAAAGGGGGUGAAUACAUAUGCACAUACCACUUUUCAGUAAAAAAAAAAUUGAAACAAGUAGGUUUUUUCACUUCACCAAUUUGGGCUAUUUUGUAUAUGUACAUUACGUGAAAUCCAAUUUAAAUUACUGUUUGUAAUGCAACAAAAUAGGAUAAGUGCCAAGGGGGGUGAAUACUUUUGCAAGGCACUUUAGGUAUAACAUGGUUUUAAUGUGAUAUACUGGGCCACGGAUGUUCAAAAUGCCUUGUUCCCUUGCUGCUGAAUCUAUUAAUAUUUCUAUGAAAGCUUCUCAUCUACUGUGGGAAUCCUCUUGCCAAAUUCACUUCAGAAAGUGACAGCUGUUAGCUGUCAUGUUUUUUUAAUCAACUAUCUUCCCAUAGCUUGGCAGCUUAUUUGAAGGGGCCUUACAGAGAGGGAGUGCAGAUGCAGAGUUAGUCUUACGCCCUGCUAGGCUGCAAAGCAAGCCUAGUGGAAAUCCUUGGCCCUCGACUUCCUCAAACUCCUGUUUUGGUUCUUUCAUCCCAGUACUGUACCAGGGGUAUAAACGUUCCAGUGUUGACCAAUAAAAAUCCCUGGAUGAAGACA